This is a messenger RNA of Acanthoscelides obtectus, 626 nucleotides long. The record is from the annotation of a GenBank genome assembly. Lineage: Eukaryota; Metazoa; Arthropoda; Insecta; Coleoptera; Chrysomelidae.
UAAAUUUUCAUUGGCGCUAGUAGCAUUGUUAGCAACAUUAGAAGUAUUCUCGUCCUGGUUUUCAAUACCACCAGCUUCAUUAGUCUUCCUUCCUCUAUUAGGUCGAUUCUGUGACUGGAUUUUGAUCCCCUCCUUGAUGCUUUGUACAAGAGCCUCACGAGAAUGGCUCUUGUUUAACUUUGCAAGCACUCUCUCUUGAUGGGCCUCAUAUUCAUCUCUACUGGGAUAGAUUUUUGAUAUCAGCAGAUCAAAAUUAGGAUCAGGUCGGAGAGAUCGCUUGGAUACUAGUUUUUUACGACAGAAAAGAGCAUAUGACUGUGACAAGUGACAAAAUUGUGCAUAACCACUAUUCCGAGAGCCGAAUUCACACUGUGGAUACGACAUUGUUGAAGCCAUUUUAUGCCGCUUUGUGGUUCACCAGACCUUUCUCGAAGCAGCAAUGGGGACUAUAUAUAACACGGCGGCCGGGAGAUGAGGCGGAGUACAGAUUACACUAGAGUAGAGUACAGUGGAGUAUAGUCCAGUCAGUGGCGCGACAUAGGAAUUGGUUAGACAUAAAUAGUGAUGUACAUAAAUGUUCUAUCUAGUCGAGUAAAAUAAAUUAUUGCAUUUCUUUUUGUGGAAUC